AUGUUCUCGCAUCUACUUUGCCCGAUACUUGGAGAUGAACUCUACUGCAGCCGUCUGACGGAAAUUGAUGGGAAAGUGGCUAUAGUUCAACCAAAAGAUCUGCAUCGUAUACGAGCAAAGCGGUACUUCCCUCCAGCGCUUAUCGAACGCCUUGGUGUACCUUUUGCAGAACUUCAGAGCAAAUUGCCCUUAUACUGCCACAUCCAUUCUACAGUAUUCCCUCGUUUUGGCUGGAUGAUUGGGCGACCGAAAAGUGAACAGGAUGUUGCUGAUCUCUAUGCAAAUGCGCCGCCACCUCGUACGUUUCGAUAUUUUCCAAAACUGUUUGCUAAUGUUUUCCCUCGAUUUGGCUGGAUGAUUGGACGACCAAAAAGUGAACAGGAUGUUGCUGAUCUCUAUGCAAAUGCACCGCCACCUCAACAUUUUCUCGCUAUGGUGGAGGCACUUGGAAUGAACACUGAUUUGGAGCGGUAUUUUCAUGAAGAUGAAGGGGAAGAUCAAGUUGUUGGAGGCGACGAGAAGUUUUGA
This is a messenger RNA of Strongylus vulgaris, 528 nucleotides long. The record is from the annotation of a GenBank genome assembly. NCBI's taxonomy places the organism in Eukaryota, Metazoa, Nematoda, Chromadorea, Rhabditida, Strongylidae.